AUGGCCGACGGCCUCUCCGAUCAAAAGAUCGCGGAAUGGGAGGAGACGCUCGAGCCGUACGCGCUGGACCCGUGCGUGGCGCACUGGGAGGAGACGCUCGAGGCCGCGACGGACCGCACGGACUUGGACGCCGCCGAGGCGGCGCUCGAGGGCCGGCCGCGCGCGGCGUCCGGCGAGGACCCCGCGGGUUCCGCGGGCUCCGCGGCGUCCGGCGCCGGGGCCGCGCCGGCCGAGGGCCGGCGGCGCCCGCGGCCCGACGGCGAGGAGCGGGGCGCGGCGAAGCGGCCGCGCGCCGAGGAGGGCGGCGGCGCCGCGGGCCGCGCGCGGCGCGCCGCCGCGCCCGCCGCCGCCUUGGCGAAGGCGGCGCCCGCGCGGCGGCCGCACGCGCUCGGCGACCUGAACCGGGACGUGGACCCGGCCCUGCUGAGCGAGGAGAACGCGUCGCGCAUCGUGCUCGGCAUGGCCGCGCUCCUCGAGUUCAUGAUGGAGGAGCGCGCGGGCGACGGCGGCAGACGCGCGCCGUCGCAGCUCGCGGUCUUCGCGUGCGGCGACGGCGGCGCGCGGCCGACGCUCACGAACCUCCACGCCUUCCUCAACGACAUGGCCCGCCUCUGCCACUACACGCUCGAGUGCAACGUCGUCGCGCUCAUCCUCCUCAUCCGCUUCUUUAGCUACCAGAAGAACCUGCGGCUCGCGCCCGCGACGUGGCGCCGCUACCUCCUCUGCGCGCUGAUGAUCGCCCAGAAGUUCUGGGACGACCGCUGCCUGCGCAACAUCGACUUCACCAUCGCCUGGCGCUGCGUGCUGCCCGACGCGGGGCAGGUCGACCUACGGGACGUCAACCUCAUGGAGCGCCACUUCCUCGCGGGCCUCGGCUACGACCUCUACAUCCAGCCCGCCAAGUACUCCGCCUGCCUCAGCGAGGUCCUGAGCAUCGUCGUCGACGAGGCCGACCCGCCGCCCGCGGCGCCGCCGCCGACCGCGCCGCCGCCCGCGGCGCCGCCGCCCGGGAAGCCGUAA
Aureococcus anophagefferens is the source of this 1020-nucleotide messenger RNA. RefSeq lists its product as hypothetical. Gene Ontology annotation, molecular function: protein kinase binding. Lineage: Eukaryota; Pelagophyceae; Pelagomonadales; Pelagomonadaceae. Gene Ontology annotation, biological process: regulation of cyclin-dependent protein serine/threonine kinase activity. Bases 1 to 1020 code for a protein of 339 amino acids. The transcript has a single exon. The record is from RefSeq and is a predicted model, not a curated record.